AGCGGCUCAGAUGAUAAGCCUCACUCCAGACAGAAGCGAAUACUUUGGAUCACCAACGACGGGCGCCUCGCCCUACCACCAGGCACCGCCAUGGUCAUCACACCGUCGCUGUCCCUGCCUUUCGUGCGCUACCCACCAGAUGGCUUCUUGUCAAACAUGUCCAUCAGUUUGCCAUUUACAAUUGACUUCGACAAGCUCGGUCUGACAGACAACGAGAAUCCUUAUGGCGUAGUACCACCUGUCCUAGCUCGCAGUAUGGGCAGAAUGUCCGGUAUCCUGCUGGCCGACUACAUUGGCCAGAUUUUGGAUCGCAGGAGACACUCCAGAGCAGCACCCCCACCCCCACAACCACCAUUUGCAAAUUUCCACGGAGGGGAAAGGGCACUUCUGUAUAUUGUGGUGGAAGAUUUGCUUGCAAAUUUUGGUAUGGAUGGUAAAGCUUGUCUUCUGAGAGCCAUAUGUGAAGUGCAUGGCCAAUCCUUGCAUCACUUUGGUCUAAUUGGAGAAAUUGUAAAACUCUUCUUCACGGCAAGCAAGUCUCCAUUUGCCAACAUAUUGGAGGAGUACGUACAUGCAGAGCGAGCAGGACAGGAGAAUGGUCAUGGCGAGUGUUGGCGCUAUUACAAGGCUUGUCCCAAAUCACUCUUCGCGUCUUCACAAGAGAAUAAGUACUUGAAAGAAGCAACUGAUCAUAAGCAAGAAGAUCAAUUCUUGCAAGAAGGUGAUGAACAACCAAAAUCAAGGACAUCAAAAGUAACAUUAGAUUCGUCUGAUAUAUCUGCCAAAGCAAUGUAACAGUGCUCAAUUUCAUGUGUAUGUGAAUGUGUGUGUGCCUGACGGGUAAUGCUCAAAUAAGGGUUAUUGAUGAAGGGAAAAACUAAAUAGAAAAUGCGGUCUGCCCAGAGGGAUGGGCAAGCGGUAUCAAGGUCAAUCUUCUCCAGAGCAGUGAAGAGGGGCAAGUGUGUGUGGUAAAAAUGUGAGACCAGAGGUGAAGAAAGUACCAUAGUAGUUUUUACUUUAUAGAUUCCUAGUUGCUCUGUAGUGUGUCACUUAUGAGACAAAAUGAUUUAUAUUUCGAAGGACAUGGAUUACAAACCUUCAUGGCCUGUUUGGUCCAGACAUUCAGGAGUACAAACAGUUUCGUAAAGGACCUUGCCAUACAAUUACAGCAAUAUCAUCUUUCACAAUUCAAGGUAACAGUUGGUUAUAGGAAGAACUUGGUAAUCUGCGAGUUGGACAUAUGCAACAUUCUGGAAAAUAAGUGCCCAAGCUAUACAGUAUUAAAAUCAGAGCAUAUAUUCACAAACCUUUCCAGACAACAGUGUACUUAACUGAUCAACAAAUGUCUAACGAAGCUACGAGAAGACCAAGAACCUGCUUUCACUUGUCUGGACCUAGAAUAAACAAACAACGGUCAUCUGCUUGCCAAAAACAAGGCUUGAAUAAAUAUAUGCAAAUACAAUAAGUGGAUUAAAAUAUUUUAAAGUUAAACUCAUCAUACCAGCACCAACAUUCUCUUGCUAUCAAGAGUCACACAUCUGUAUUCAGUAUCUCACAUUUGUAUCAGUUAAACUGUUUUACCACUGUUGGGGCAUGAUGCUGACCACUCACCCCUAUCAAGGUUACGAAUGAGCAGGAGCUACACAUCCUACGCUCACCGCAGAUGCCUACAUAUCUUUUUUUUAAAAACUACCACCAGGAUGGACACACGUGAUUGAAGGAAUGAUAUUUUUGUUUACUGCAUCCAGAAUUGUCUAAAGGCCACCCUCUCUCCUAUCCCUUUAGCAGCAGGGACAUUUUGCCCAGGGAUAGAAGUAGACAGAGGGUGAAGCUAACCAGUCAUUUCCUUUUAAUGGCAAGGCCUUGAGCAUGGUAUAAUACUUAGUCACAUGAAUAGCUUCAUAUUUAUUUCUAAAAUAAAGAAACAAUAUAUGAGAAAUUCAUAUUCAUUUAUUUUAUGCCUGUAAGUCAUUGAAGCUCAUUGAAGCUGGCAUGCACUUAUGACCCAACACAAUACUUCGACAUUCCUGUGUGUAACCAGUAUUAGAUGAGAUAGAAAUUAUGUUAUGUUGUGAAACAUCCUGGUAACAACAUGUACAGUUCACAGAGAAGUGUCUGUAAAUAGAAAUGUUUGACUUGUAUAAACUAUAAGUAUCCUUGUACAAAUUAAUUUAUAUAUUUGUAGAUAAUCUACUGGAACACAUAAGCAAAUCAGCCAAAACAUUAAAUUAUUAUACCAAUGAU
Zootermopsis nevadensis is the source of this 2244-nucleotide messenger RNA. RefSeq lists its product as uncharacterized. The record is from RefSeq and is a predicted model, not a curated record. Lineage: Eukaryota; Metazoa; Arthropoda; Insecta; Blattodea; Termopsidae.